UUCAGAAUUCUCCACUUUACCAGUACUUACAGGAUCUGGGACACACAGAUUUUGAAAUAUGCUCUUCUCUGUCACCAAAACCAGAAAAAUGCACAGCAACAGAAGAACAACAGAAGCCUCCUCCAAAAUCUUUGCCCAAAAAAGCCUGUUAAAAGUGGCUGAAACCAUCAAAAGCUGGAUUGUUUCUCAGUGCAACCAGAAAGAUGACUUACUGCGCAAACUGGACACUGGAUUCCGACUCGACUUGCUACAUACCAUUCUGCAGCAGGAAGUCCUGUUACAAGAGGAUGUGGAGCUGAUUGAGCUGCUUGAUCCCAGCAUCCUGUCUAUAGGGCAAACACAGCAAGAAAAUGGACACCUGCCAACUCUCCGCUGCCUUGCAACCCCUAACAUUUGGGAUGUCUCAAUGCUAUUUGCCUUCAUUGGUCUACUCAUUAUGCUUCCCACAUGGUGGAUUGUGUCUUCUUGGCUGGUAUGGGGAUUGAUUCUUUUUAUUUAUCUGAUCAUAAGAGCUCUAAGAUUAUGGAGGACCGCCAAACUACAAAUGACCCUCAAAAAAUACAGUGCCCAUUUCGAAGAGACAGCUGCAGAUAGCCGAGCUUUUACUAACCUUGUGAGAAAAGCUUUACGUCUCAUUCAAGAAACUGAAGUUAUUUCCAGGGGAUUUAUACUGGUCAGUGCUGCUUGCCCAUUUAAUAAAGCGGGACAGCACCCUAGCCACCAUCUCUUGGGUCUUCGGAAAGCUGUCUACAGGACUGUGAAAGCCAACUUUCAAGCAGCAAGGCUAGCUACUCUCUACAUGCUGAAAACCUACCCCCUGAACUCUGAGAGUGACAAUGUAACCAACUACAUCUGUGUGGUGCCUUUUAAGGAGCUGGGCCUUGGCCUUAGUGAAGAGCAGAUAUCAGAAGAGGAAGCAUACAAUCUUACAGAUGGCUACCGCCUGCCUGCACUGAAGGUUUUAUACCAACUCUGGGUAGCACAAAGUUCAGAGUUCUUCAGAAGAUUAGCCCUGUUACUUUCUACAAAUAAUUCACCUCCCGGGCUUCUACUUACUCCAGAACUUUUGCCUCAUCGUAUUUUAUCUGAUGUGACUGAAGGUCUACCUCAUGCUCAUUCUGCCUGCUUGGAAGAGCUUAAGCGCAGCUAUGAAUUCCAUAGGUAUUUUGAAACCCAGCACCAAACAAUACCCCAGCGUUUAUCCAAAACCCAGAAGUCCAAGGAACUGAACAGCGUUCACACAGCAGUGCGCAGCUUGCAGCUCCAUCUGAAAGCAUUACUGAAUGAGGUGAUAAUUCUGGAAGAUGAACUUGAAAAGCUUGUUUGUACUAAAGAAACUCAAGAACUAGUGUCAGAGGGUUAUCAAAUCCUAGACCAGAAAUUAAAGUUGAUUGAGCCCCAUGUUCAAGCAAGUAAUAGUUGCUGGGAAGAGGCCAUUUCUCAAGUGGACAGACUGCUUCGAAGAAAUACAGAUAAUAAAGGCAAGACUGAAGGGGCCUGUGUAAAACCUCGCUGUGCAGUAAGCCCCCCAGCGCAGCCCUCUCUCCACAUUGCAGACAAAGAUCCCAUCCCCGAGGAGCAGGAAUUAGAAGCCUAUGUAGAUGAUAUGGACAUUGACAGUGAUUUUAGAAAAGACGAUUUUUGUUACUUGUCUCCAGAAGAUAAAGAGAGACAGAAACGUGAACAUGAAGAGUCUAAGAGGGUACUCCAGGAAUUAAAAUCUGUGCUGGGAUUCAAAGCCUGUGAGGCAGAAAGGCAGAAGUGGAAGCAGCUUCUCUUCAGUGACUAUGCUGUGUUGAAACCAUUGUCUCCUGUAGACCCAGUGGAACCCAUAAGUAAUUCAGAGCCAUCCGUGGAUUCAGAUAUGGGGAAAGUUGGCAAAAAUGAUACUGAAGAGGAAAAUAGUGAACCUUCCACCAGUGGCAAUGAAAUAAGUAGGACUGAGUAUCUCUGUGAAACUGCUCUAGAUGAUAACAAUAAGGACAGUUCUACAAGCGAACUCUUCCUCCAAGGGACUGAAGAAAGUGUGUGUUACCAAUGUGAGAGUGAAGAAGAAUCUCAGCAGGCAGAUAUAAGGGGCCUGGCCACUGCUCACUCGGCACCCAGGGACACUGUUCAGGCCUCCAUUAAGGAGAGGCUGGCACAACUACACUUGUCACCAGGUUUUACCUUCACUGCUGGCCUCGCUGCAGAAGUGGCUGCUAGAUCUCUCUCCUUUACCACCUUGCAGGAGGAACAAACUUUCGGUGAUGAGGCGGAAGAACAAAUAAUAGAAGAAAAUAAAGAUGAGCUAGAAGAAAAGUAAGAACCAAAAUUCACAUGAAGGAUUUUAUAUGUAAAAUGCCUUUUAUGAAUGUGUUUUUAGCUUCAUGGUAUACCACUAGAUAUGCCACUGGCAAGGGAAAGUAAGUGCAAGUUUACUAUAUCUAAAAACUAAGAUGUAAUUUAUAUCCAUCUGAUCUGAAUAGACACAACCUAGAAAUGGCAGGUCCAUAGGAAAAAUCAUGAAUGAUAAGGGCUAUGUUGAAUGAACCGCUGUUUAAUUUGCAGCACAACUGAUCGGUCUUGGAAAUUCUUGGAGUAUAUCUAAUAAGAAAUAAUAAUCUUAUCAUUUCUUGCCCGAAUUUGCUACCACAAAAUGACUGGGAUAAUUCUGAAGCAAGAAAGUGAACAGUUGACUUCUUUAUACUGUAUUCUUUCAGUUAAUAACUGCAGCCUGUUAUGUUAAUAACAAGUUGUUUGUAUUUUAUUUCCAUUUAUACCAAUCGUAAAGAUGCAGGCUCUGAAUAAAAAGAACUGAAUUCAUA
Molecule: messenger RNA, 2807 nt
Organism: Suncus etruscus (white-toothed pygmy shrew)
Lineage: Eukaryota; Metazoa; Chordata; Mammalia; Eulipotyphla; Soricidae
Gene: VEZT
Product: vezatin, adherens junctions transmembrane protein
Exons: 11
Coding region: 59-2305 (748 amino acids)
Biological process (GO): cell-cell adhesion
Cellular component (GO): plasma membrane
Molecular function (GO): myosin binding
Source: RefSeq, a predicted model, not a curated record